Molecule: messenger RNA, 7793 nt
Organism: Scophthalmus maximus (turbot)
Lineage: Eukaryota; Metazoa; Chordata; Actinopteri; Pleuronectiformes; Scophthalmidae
Gene: capn5b
Product: calpain 5b
Exons: 13
Coding region: 171-2099 (642 amino acids)
Biological process (GO): proteolysis
Cellular component (GO): cytoplasm
Molecular function (GO): calcium-dependent cysteine-type endopeptidase activity
Source: RefSeq, a predicted model, not a curated record
AGAGAGAGAGAGAGGCGCUCCGCCAGCGGACCAGGGAGAGAGAGAGAGGAAUCCCAGCAGCCCCCCCUGAGAGAGAGAGCGAGCCGGACCGGCUGGACCCCCCGGAGGAGGAGGACCUGAGAGGGAACCACCACGUUGCCACGGGAGAGGCCUCAGUCCAGGGCUGCAGUAUGUUCACGUCGGUGAAGGCCUUCGAAGGGCAACAGUACUCCACCCUGAAGAGGCAGUGCCUGCAGAGCGGCCUGCUCUUCGAGGACCCCCGCUUCCCCGCCACGGACCACUCGCUCUUCUACCAGGGCAACAGGAUCGGACGCGUGGUGUGGAAGAGGCCUCGGGAGCUGUGUGAGGACCCCCACCUGUUCGUCGAUGGCAUCAGUGCACACGACCUCCACCAGGGGCAGCUGGGUAACUGCUGGUUCGUGGCGGCGUGCUCCAGUCUGGCCUCCAGAGAGUCGCUGUGGCAAAAGGUCAUUCCCGACUGGAAGGAGCAGGAGUGGGAUACAGAGAAGCCCGACUCGUACGCGGGGAUCUUCCACUUCCGCUUCUGGCGCUUCGGCGAGUGGGUGGACGUGGUGAUCGACGACCGGCUGCCGACGGUGGACAACCAGCUGGUCUACUGCCACUCCAACGACAGCAACGAGUUCUGGAGCGCCCUGGUGGAGAAGGCCUACGCCAAGGUUUAUGGCUGCUACGAGGCUUUGGACGGGGGGAACACAGCCGACGCGCUGGUCGACUUCACCGGUGGCGUUUCGGAGCCCGCCGACCUGCUGGAGGGUCAGAUAGCCACGGACGAAGUGGCCCGUAACCAGCUGUUUGAACGAGUUCUCAAAGUCCACAACAGAGACGGCCUCAUCAGCUGCUCCAUCAGGGCGACCACGAUAGAGGACAUGGAGGCGCGGCUGGACUGUGGCCUGGUCAAAGGUCACGCGUACGCCGUCACAGACGUACGGAAAGUGCGGCUGGGUCACGGGCUGCUCGCCUUCUUUAAAUCGGAGAAGCUGCAGAUGAUCCGCAUGAGGAACCCGUGGGGAGAGAAGGAGUGGAGCGGCCCCUGGAGCGACAGUUCGGAGGAGUGGAACAAGGUGAGCAAGAGCGAGAGGGAGAAGCUGGGCGUCACCGUGCAGGACGACGGCGAGUUCUGGAUGACGUUCGACGACUUCUGCCAGUACUUCACCGACCUGAUCAUGUGUCGCCUCAUCAACACGUCCUACCUGAGCAUCCACAAGACCUGGGAGGAGGAGGUGAUGCAGGGCUCCUGGGUCCACCGGCAGGACCCCCUCCGCAACCGCUCCGGCGGCUGCAUCAACCACAAGGUCACGUUCCUGCAGAACCCCCAGUAUGUGUUUGACGUGAAGAAGGUGGAGGACGAGGUGUUGAUCUGCUUACAGCAAAAAGAGAAGAGAGCCACGUUCAAAGAGGGCAAAGGGGAAAACCUCGCCAUCGGCUUCGACAUUCACCGGGUGGAGCUGAACAGGAAGUACCGUAUGCACUCGGCGCAGCAGAAAGUGGCGGGCUCCAUCUACAUCAACUCGCGCUGCGUCUUCCUCAGGAAGGAGCUGCAGGAGGGCCGCUACGUCAUCAUCCCCACCACCUUCGACCCGGCGCAGCAGGGCGACUUCCUCCUGCGGGUCUUCACCGAUGUGCCUUCAGACUGCAAAGAGCUGACGCUGGACGAUCCUCCUCAGACGUGUUGGACGGGGAUGUGUGGUUACCCUCAGCUGGUCUCUCAGGUCCACGUGCUGAACGCUGAGGGUCUGCAGGGACAGGACACCAACGGAGCGGUGGAUCCGUACGUGAUCAUCACCUGUGAGGGGGAGAGGGUCCGUUCGCCCGUUCACAAGGACACGCGCUGCCCCAACUUCGACAUCAAAGGCCUGUUCUACCGCAAGAAGCCCAAGGAGGGAAUCCACAUCGAGAUCUACAACAAGAACAUGAUCGUGGACACCUUCCUGGGUCAGGUGAUCCUCUUCAGCGACCCCAACGAGCGGCAGGAGCAGCACACGCUUCACCUCCGCGACAAGGGCAACCGGCAGGACGACGACCUCCCGGGCACGCUCACCGUGCGUCUCAUCACCUCCACCACGCUCACCAACAUCUGAGGGUGUCUCACGAUCGACACUCAAAAGAAAAGAGGCGCUGAGUCGUCCGACCAUCACGGGAUCUCACUGUGCCGCUCGCGCUCUCUUUAGUGUCUCUCGACGUUUCUCUUAACGUUUCCCGUGUUCUUUUCUCUUUUUUUUGCUUCAGUGUUUUCGAAUUCGAGAAGUGCUUUUGAAGACGUAUACCUUUAUUUCCAAACGGGAGGUUCGUACUGAAUAACGUUGAACACAUUCCAAAGUGGUUGAUUAUUUCGUGGUUCGCUCUUCGUUAGAGGUUUUGCAGCCUCAGAGUUUCCAUCGACAUUCGAGCUACAGUUUCAAGAAAACGUUUCAGUUUGUCGAAUCUGAAUCUACUCUAUCGUUUUCUUUCUUCCUGGUUAUAGUUCAAACACGUACACACAAAAAACACGAUGCACAUACUAAACAUAUGCAGACGUUUCUGCACUCGCCAUGCAUGUGCCAAUGUUUCCAAGGGCUAUGCAUCGCCUUAAGGCCGAGUCCGUCGGUUGGGUUAAAUACUCCUUUACGUUCCUUUACGUAUCAGUGGCAGCACAGUUUCCCUUAACUCUGCAUCCAAACCACUGUUUUUUCCUUUUUAACGUCUUGUCUUCUCUCUAUAUUAACGUCAUGUAUACGCUUGUAUAUCUGUGGAUGAUCCUCUCGGCCCCGUCGGCCCCACCACGGACUCGCCCACCUCCAGGCUUCUCCAGUUUUGCCGGUGCUUUGGAAAAGCUUGCGGCUCUGUCUGUCACUUUUUCUUUUUACUAUGUUUAACUGUGGACUUUACAAACGAAAGCCAACAGCAGCCAUUCUCUCCCUUCACUCGAACCCUCCUCCCGUCCGACUCAACUAGCAACGUCCGAAAACUCCCAGAGACGCUUUCUGCCCGGUUGCUAUGGACGAUCUUUAAACUGCAUGGCUUGAAAAAACAACAACAAACGACUAAACUCUGCCUGUGCUGCACAUCUCUUCGGUCGUAGCUUAGCAACCGGUGCUGGUGGUCGUGCUAGCUGACCCCUCCCCCUCCCUUGCGUACAUCGGAGUGCAAAGAUCCGCCCUGACAUAAAUCAAGUGCUUUAUGGGACCAAAGAUGAGCCAGGCCCUUUGCUCUCCUUCUCCCUUUUUCGGCCCGGCCCGGCCUGGCUUAGGCCCAAGCCCAGCUACAGACCACCACCCCCUGUGCCACAUCAUCUCUUACUGGCAACACCACUGCCUGACGCUUCCUCUGACUUGGAGUCCGCUGGCCUGGGACUCGAGUGGCCACGUGACCCCGGGACGCAGCAGCUGCGCUCCUGCUGUUGGCACAGAACAGAUGUGUGUGUGUGUGUGUGUGUGUGUGUGUGUGUGUGUGUGUGUGUGUGUGUGUGUGUGUGUGUGUGUGUGUGUGUGUGUGUGUGUGUGUGUGUGUGUGUGUGUGUGUGUGUGUGUGUGUGUGUGUGUGGAGGUGUGUGUGUGUGUGUGUGUGUGUGUGUGGAGGUGUGUCCUGCUAAUUUCAGUGUUUUCCUAAACGUGGAGUGCUUUUGGGUGAAUGUAUAUCUAUUAAUCCACGUUGAACCGGGAAAAGAAAAAAACGAUUUCUGAGGAAAGGUGUGAACUAAAACGGAGAAGAGCCCUUUAGACGACGACGGCGGCGACGACACACCUUGCACUUUAUCUAGUCGUGAGUGGGUAAAAUUAAAAGCCCCGUGAGGGUGAAAGACGGAGGCAGGAGGUCUGGAGGCGACGUCUCUGCCAAACAAACCUGUGCCAUCGCCUCGGUCCUGGCUUUGACCUGGACGUGGGAGAACAGAAACUGUUCGGUCCUGUUCAAAGGGAUUUCUCCGACGGCUUUUUUGCAUUUUGAACUGGUAAAAUCCAUCUCUGAUGAACCACAGCACUUCUCUCAUAGGUCGUGUUCCCAUCCAGUUUGACCUCUCAGCAACUGUUGGGCUUUUUACGAGCUUUUCUUCUUUUCCAAAAAGUGCAAUAUCAUUGCAGAGUUGAUUUUUUGUUCUUUGUUCUUCUGGGUAUCUUUGUUCUUCUGGGUAUGUCUUAGUGUCCCCCCCCCUCCCCCUUUUCAUAUCAAGAAUUUAAAAUGUAAGUUAUUUAAUAUCAUCCGAGGCAUUUUCUUUGAAUGUAAGACAGUUAGUGCACUAAUCUCUCUAACUAUCAAAUCCCCUUUGGUUUGUUUUUCAGCGCCUUUUUAUCGUUACUUGAACCGUUGCAUGGGUUCUUUUUUUCAACAUGUCCAUGGCCUUGUCGUUGUACUGUUCAGUUGUUCAUAUGUAGAUUUUACUCUUUCUAUCUCAGAAGUCUUGGAAAUGCUCGUGUUCAGCAGUCGGCAUGUCGACAGUACACUGAUGCGCCUCAUGUCAGUCUGAUCAUAUCAACGUCUUGUUACCACAGUGAUAUUAAUUCAUUCAAGGCCUCUAGCAUCUGUGAACGUUGGCAGCAGCUGUUGACGACUGUUACGGUGCUAUUCAACUUCUCCGUGCUCUUUUAUGUUGUUGUUUUUCUUUUAGUCUUGACAGAGGGACCAGGAAGUGAGAGUGAUGCUGAGUAUGCACUGUGCGACUUUAGAAAUUUUGCUAAAUUCAAACUCACGAUUCAUUUGAUCACGCUGUUCGUUACCAGUCUGGCCAUGGUCAGAGAAGAAGAAGAAGAAGAAGUUUGUUUUGGUUCACAGUGUCGACAAGGAGGGAACGAGCUUCCUUGACUAUACUGUAUGUGUUGAAACGUCAAAGAAAUGAGGCGGUGACAUUUCUCUCUGGUAUGUACUGACCCUCCAGGUUGUCCCGGCUCGACCAACCUGGCCUCCGUGUUUUCUGUCCAUGUGACGCGUUUGUCUUGGUUUCACCUUCACUGCGUUUUGCAAUUUCCCGUAGGCGCAGUGAGAAAAACACGCGCUGAGUUUUGGGGAAUCGACUCAUGACUCUGCUUCAAAUUCAACUGUGUGAGAGCCAGAAGACGGCAGACCAAAAAAAUCUCUGACGUAUUAGAAAUUCAUCUGUCGGCCGGGAGCUUCUGGUCGCCUCACGCUUCCCCCUGUACGCUGCACGACAAAGAUGGAAUGACGUGGUGCGUCUCGGAACUCUCUCUCUCAAAUCGUACAGCGUAUGCUCAGCUUCAGUUGAAAUGAUGCUGUAUGUGGAAGUUACGUUAACUCGCAGACAGUCAGUGCUAGAAACUGUAGUGCCAAGCAGUGCGACGUUAGACAUGGCAGCAUGUGCCUGGAUGGCUGCUGGCUUGUUUUACAGACCAGGUGGGAAAAGGAAGAAAACCCUUCCUCCCCAGGUCAUGGAAAAGUGUCCUUCUGCAAGGCACUGAGGUCUUAACUGCUCCAGUGGAGCCUCCUGGUGUGACUGUACAUAUUAGGGUUAUGAGCUAGGGAUAGGAAACGGCUUCGCAGAGCGACUGUAUCAGUGCUAAAGGUGCAGGAUGCUGAAUGGAUCCGGUGAAGUCGACCGAACACAGAUCAGGGAGUGACACUUGCCCCAGUUCGUCUUUACGUUGAAGUCGCAGAGUUAAACUUCUCUGAAAAAACAAACAUCCAGAAGGGUUUUUUCCAGAGAACUGAAAAACGUCAUACCAUCCGGAUGAAUAUGGUUUGACUUUUCUCUGGUCAAACAAAGUAUCAUGUUAAUAUCUGUCAACUUUAGUUCAACGACUUCCUGACUCGUCCAGAGAGAACUCUCUGGCUUCACUUGUACAUACGUUCAUUAUCCCAAGAGGAUGAAUCCUAAUAACUAGUGAGUUUUCUUCUAGCGCCACCAGCAGGUUGAUAUCUGUGGAACGUUUGGCAUCAAAUUGGGUGGACACUAAUCUGGUCGGUGUCUAAUUUUAUCCCGGUCUCUAUUUAUCUUUUGCGUCUCGUGAAGGUCAGAAUCUAAAUUUGUCCAACAUUCGGUUUUGUCCAGGUGCCUGUAAAAACUAAAGGAUUUCCCAUCGCCCAUUAACACAUUAGCAGGUUCACGAGCUAAACGAAAGUUGUGAACGUGGUCAACGACACACCUUCCUGACAGUGAACAGUCACAAUCAUUAUCAAUAAUGAAGGCAAUGCAUCAUUGACAUCGGUUAUGUGAUUAAGUAUAGUAAUUGAUAUACAUUCAAUGAAUCCCAUGUCCAUAUUCCAUCUGUCUUUGCUCAUCACUCCAGUGGGCAUCAAGUUUGAGACUGACACGAACUGAAUAUGUAUUUUAUUAAUGUGCCAUGUUGAUUAUGAAAGCGUUCCUUCUAUCGCCAUCCAUUUCAUCCAGUUUCUUUUCAACCGAUCCCUCGACCAUUUCCACCUUUUUCAGCGACGACCACCUCUGUUACUUGUGUGGCUUCCCUAUUUUUGUUACUUAUGUGGAUGUGGCACAUGAAUAACAGGUCACAAUCCCACGGUAACACUAAGAGUGAGGAGCCAAAGUAACGGUUGGUGCUGCUCGUCCCUCCUCAGCCUUCCACUCGUGUGCUGCAGCAGUGCCAAAAAGACGAACGGUCUCCUGUAACAGGAACUGAACGCUGUGAAGAUGUUUGCUGUGAGGUUUCCACACCUUAUUGGUUCUCCACCUUAAUAUCCCGCUCUGAUUUUGUCUUCAUCUUGAAGUGAUUUUACCUGCGUCGCCGUGGUUUUCUCAUUGUGAUUGUUGAGCAUUAUAAUCCUCUGCCAAAAGUGUGUUAUGGCUUUAACUGUUAACCACCAACACACAGACAAACGCUCCAGCUGCAGGACUGACAAGGCUCAGUUGGAGCGCACAAAACCCUCACUGGUUUUUUGACAAUUGCUAUAAAGCUUAUCAGUUUUUUUCUGUGUGUACGGCCAUGCCAAAGCUGGAUUUGAGAACACGGAAGCUUUGUAUGAAUCCCCAACAAAAUGCCAGUGCAUGUAGCAAAACCCGCUUCGAAUCCGCUCGCGCCAUCACGAAUCACAGAAUAUAUAUUUUUGGGGUUCUCGGAGUUGUUGUGAAACGUAAUCCGCUGUUGCUACUUUGAUAGACAUACUGCCUGAUGUACAAGGCCCAUGUUGCACACUUGCAUGCAUUCAAACAGUAUCCAGUUUUAUAAGGUUUUGUAUCCAGUAACCUGCAGUAUACAGUAUGUAUAUAAAAGUAGCAGCAAUUUGACUCCUCAGUUGUUAUUAUGGCAACACAUGAUUUGAUGGAUGUUAUACGGUAUAUUCUAGACAUUUAUCUCAAGGGGAAAAUGUUUCUUGCUCGCUACCUCUAGUGAUCGGCAAGAAGACGUAGAGGAAUCAAGUGAAUUACGAUCCUGAUCCCGUGAUACCUUCAAUCAUGAGCGCGACUUUGCGUUGUUUCUUUCUCUGAAGUGCAGUUUGAUACGGAGGUCGUCACCUCCAAGAGAUUCUGGGGAAAUAGUGGAAACAUUGCUUUGUUUUGAACCGAAUAUUACAAGAGAAGAUCAAUAUCACUUUUUUAUAUAUAUAAUGGAAAUAUGGAAAUAUGUGGCCUUCGAUGUUCUGCUACUUAUCCAGAAACAUUAUCCAAGACCAUAAUAAUAAGGUCGUUCAUUGGUUCAACGCUUGCGCGUUGCAUAUUGUCACGUUUGACCUGUAAUUCUAAAGAUGGCGGACAAUCGACGUAACAUUCCGUGCACCUUCUAUGAUUUUAUAAUCAUUUUAAAUGCUGUGUUUAAAGGGACAGUUCAGUGAUUUUGAAGCAGGGUUGUGUGAGUUACUUAUGCAUAGUUCAUAUGUCACCUUAUGGAGAUGGU